Molecule: messenger RNA, 1921 nt
Organism: Drosophila sulfurigaster albostrigata
Lineage: Eukaryota; Metazoa; Arthropoda; Insecta; Diptera; Drosophilidae
Gene: Aldh-III
Product: aldehyde dehydrogenase, dimeric NADP-preferring
Exons: 12
Coding region: 321-1826 (501 amino acids)
Biological process (GO): aldehyde metabolic process
Cellular component (GO): cytoplasm
Molecular function (GO): aldehyde dehydrogenase (NAD+) activity
Source: RefSeq, a predicted model, not a curated record
GAGCAGGCGGCAUUUGCGUUUUUUUGAAACGGGUUUUUAGAAUUGAAUACAAUUAAAGCAGUGGCUGCGGCUCAUGUAGUCAACUUGCUCGACGUUUCAAUUUCAAUCUUCUCGUUGACGUGAACGCAGUCGGUUGUGCGUCGCGCGUAAAUAUUGUGUGUGUUUUUGUUGGUUGACUAAUCGUUGUUUGGUUUUCCGCCCCGUCGACUCUGCCACAGCCUCAGAGGUUUGCGUGUUUCUCGGUGCCCCACCAAUACAGUAAAAAAUCCGAAUCAGAAAACGAAAUCGUCGCGCCCGCUAAACAACAAGAGCCUGACAUAAUGGCAAACUUCGAUGAUACAUUGCAGCGAGCCCGUCUCGCAUUCGCAAGCGGCAAGACUAGGAACGUAAGCUUUCGUCGCAAGCAAUUAGAGAAUUUGCUGCGUUGCUAUGAGGAGCAUGAGAAUGAGAUUAUCAGCGCAUUGGAGGCUGACUUGCGACGACCAAAACAGGAAAGUUUGAUUGUGGAAACAGAAUUCAUGAAGAAUGACAUCAAGCACAUAUUAUUCCAUCUCAACGACUGGGUCAAGGCCGACAGGCCGGAAAAGUCGUUUGUUAAUAUGCUUGAUGAUGUGCAAGUCUACAACGAUCCCUUUGGUGUUGUCCUCGUCAUUGGCGCCUGGAAUUAUCCUUUGCAAUUGCUUUUAGUUCCCGUUGCAGCUGCAAUUGCCGCUGGCAAUUGUGUGGUCCUCAAGCCAAGCGAGAUUGCCGGCAAUUGUGCCAAAUUUAUUGCCGAGACAAUUCCCAAAUAUCUAGAUAAUGAUUGCUAUCCAGUUGUCUGUGGCGGACCCAGUGAAACAGCUGAACUGCUGAAGCAACGUUUCGAUUACAUAUUCUAUACGGGAUCUACGCGCGUCGGCAAAAUUAUUCAUGCUGCAGCCAACAACUAUUUGACACCCACAACCCUUGAGCUGGGUGGCAAGAGCCCUUGCUACAUUGACAAGUCCGUGGAGCUGCGCACAGCGGUGAAGCGCAUCUUGUGGGGAAAACUCAUCAAUUGCGGCCAGACAUGCAUCGCACCCGAUUACGUUCUGUGCUCCAAGGAGGUGCAGGAUAAAUUUGUGGAGGAAGCCAGGGAAGUGCUCAAGGAGUGGUACGGCGAAAGCAUACAGAGCAGUCCCGAUCUAAGUCGCAUCAUCAACCAAAACAAUUUCCAGCGACUUCUUGGACUGAUGAAGUCGGGACGUGUCGCAUUGGGUGGCAAAUACGAUGUCAGCGAGAAGUUUAUUGAGCCCACAAUUCUGGUUGAUGUGAAGCCCGAUGAUCCCAUCAUGGAGGAGGAAAUCUUCGGCCCAAUCUUGCCCAUUUACACAGUCGAGAAUGCCUACGAUGCGAUUAAGUUCAUCAAUGCCAGAGAAAAGCCUCUUGUAAUCUACGUAUUCUCUAACUCUAACAAGUUGGUAAAAGAGUUUAGGGAAAACACAACUAGCGGCGGAUUCUGCAGCAACGAAACUAUAAUGCAUGUCGGAGUUGACACAAUUCCCUUCGGCGGCGUCGGCAUGAGCGGCAUGGGCAGCUAUCAUGGCAAAUUUGGAUUCGACACGUUUACACACAAGAAAUCGUGUCUGGGCAAGAAUCUGGCAGCGAUUGGCGAAAAGAUGGCAUCAGCUCGUUAUCCACCUUACUCGGAUCGCAAGGCCUCGCUGCUCUCUUUCCUGUUACGCAAACGCCGCCCGCUUCCGAACUUGUAUCUUUCGCAUGUGCUUGCAGUUGGUCUUGGCGUGGGAUUGACGGUGCUUGCCAAUUAUUACCUACAGGUAAGAAAGGGCAAGCUGUUGUCGCGUUAAAAAUAAAACACAAUUUAUACAUCAAUGGCGGAUAUAAAUCGUUGCACCAUGAGCCAGUGGACUUUUAAUUACAUUUACAUUUGGAAUACAUCGCA